AUGAGCAACACGUACUACGGUGGCGGCGCCCAGGGCAGCUACAGACGCACCGUACAGCCAGUCAACAAUCCGCCUGGAGGAGCCACACUUCGGAAACCCGUGCUGACGCAGCGCCCGUCGCAGAUUACGCCUCAUAAAACGAUGACUCGCGUGAUGCCGCCGAUGCAACAGGCCGAACCCCCGCAUCGUGCUCUACUUACGGGAACAAUGCCGCCGAAUACCCCCGGAAUGGUGGCCACCUCGGUGAGCCCGAAGCGGAUGAGCCCGGUGAAGGUGGGAAGCAGGAGCCCGAUCAAGAUGAUGAUGGGCGACGAAAUCGAGCAGUUGGCCCCAUUGAAGCCUCCGCAGGUCCCCGUGCUUCCACCAGAGAUUGCUUCUCACCCACUCAUCGAGUCACCGCCUCGCAAGGAUUUCCUGCCAACUACCGCUUACUCCAAUGGCUAUGGACAGCAGCCGGAAAUUUCGCUGCCAGUUAGAGAGCCUUCUCCGGAAGAGGAGUCCGAUGCCGACUCUGAAGUGAGCGCCACCACCGCGGAGGAAGACUGGGGAGACUAUACGACUAGAUGUUGGUGCGAGAUGAGCCACAACGACGAGUACAUGAUCUCGUGCGACAAGUGCGACGUGUGGCAGCACAUGAAAUGUGUCGGCAUCCCCACCGCCAAGCCCCCGAAGAACUACCUGUGCGAGCAGUGCAACCCGCGCAAGAUGAAGCUCACCAAGGGACAGGCCAAAGACUACCAGCAGAAGAAGCUCGCCGAGCUGACGAAGGAGAAGCAGCGGAAGAAGGACCGUCGUGAGAAACGCCGGGCGGAGAAGCGAAAGGCCCGCGAGGAGGCCCGUGCCCUGAAGGCCAAGAAGAGGCGGCGCACCGAGCAGAUGCGCCCCAUCAGCACCGCCCAGUACAAGAAGUUCACCGAGAUCAAGACGAAUGAAUAUUGGGAUAUCAACGAUCUGCGACGGCGGAUAUUCAACGACGAAAUCCCCCCUCCACCGCAACCACCGAUUCCGGAGCUCGGCUUCUCGUUCACCUCACCGUUGAGGGCGUCAAGGCGUCUGAGCGACGAGCGCAUGGCUAGGGAAACCUCCUCCGAAGAAGAGUCCGACUCCGAGUCUGAAGUUUCCGAGAUCAGCUCGGCCAGCGAGGACGAAAAGGAAUGGAGCGGGGAGUAUACGACGAGCUGUUGGUGCGACAUGGGCCACGAUGACGAGAACAUGAUCGAGUGCGAAAAGUGUAGCACGUGGCAGCACAUGGUGUGCAUGGGCCUCAUGCCGGAUGGCAACAACCCGAAGGGUUACCAUUGUCAUUCGUGUCGUCCGCGCAGGCAGAGGCUCACGAAGGGACAGGCCCAAAAGAAACAACGGGAAUAUUUGGCCGAGAAGAAGAAACAAAAGGAGCUCAAGGAGAUGAGCAGGAAGGCGCGCCUCGCCAAGAAACAACGCGAGAUGGAGGCAAAGGAACGGACGAAGCAGAGGAAGCGCGACUACAUCAUCGCGGUGGUCAACGACGAGACGCAGGAGAAGGGGAUGUUGGCGGUGGAGGUGCUGGAGCCGAAUACGAUCGUCGCCGAAUAUCUGAGCCGCGUCUCGUUGCCCGAAGAAUGUCCUGAACGAGAGCCUACGCCCCGGAGCACUACGAGCAGCGGCUACAAGUCGUUCGAAGAAGGCCAGUGCGGCUCGCGUGGAGAUUACGUGGCUCCAGAGGUCAAACUUGUUGAGAAGCCGCUCCGUUCGGCCUUGAAGAAGCCCAAGCCGUUCAACGUUGACAAUUCUGACCGAAUGGGACGCGAAGAGGAAAGGCACCGCGAUAUUCCGAUGGGCGAAGCAGCACAGUGGCGCGGACGGAGAGCGGAAGAGGCGCGGACGGGAGGCCAG
Messenger RNA from Mesorhabditis spiculigera, 1872 nucleotides. NCBI's taxonomy places the organism in Eukaryota, Metazoa, Nematoda, Chromadorea, Rhabditida, Rhabditidae. The record is from the annotation of a GenBank genome assembly.